Messenger RNA from Phytophthora infestans T30-4, 1074 nucleotides. RefSeq lists its product as uncharacterized. Gene Ontology annotation, cellular component: cytoplasm. Bases 1 to 1074 code for a protein of 357 amino acids. Gene Ontology annotation, biological process: protein transport. Lineage: Eukaryota; Oomycota; Peronosporomycetes; Peronosporales; Peronosporaceae. The transcript has 4 exons. The record is from RefSeq and is a predicted model, not a curated record.
AUGCGGUCGAGCGAUGAAGAGUCCAUCCCGCGAAAGGACGAGGACGACUACUCUGAAACUACGACUCCAGUGCCUGGAGACAUUGGCGUCAAAGGAGAACUCUACAUCAGCGUCGACAAAGACGAAUACCGAGCAGGCGACGUGGUCACGGGGCGCAUUACGGUGCUUGUAAGCGAGCCACUCGAAUGUGGAGCAUUGGUAUGCAGUAUUGUUGGCGAGGAGAUCGCGCAGUGGAAAGAAGGCAAGGACCAUCACUCCCGCUUCCACCAGAUCCUUCGUCAUGAGAUCCUGAACACACCCUUACCGGUUCCGUACGAGAUCGGUGAGUAUCUUUAUCCGUUCACAUACACGUUACCAGCAGGUUUACCUGGCUUACUAAGCGUGCAGUCACUGGAUGGAGACGUGUCUGCAUUGCACGCUACCAUCAAGUACACCGUGACGGCAACUAUCAAAGUGCAAGGUCGCUUCGUCUCGGACAUCGAAGCAAGUACCGACAUCGUCAUGCGUUCCAAUAGUCCGUCUCACAUUGAAGCCCACUCAGUCGAGCGUACUGUGUCCAAGGCGCUCCGCUGGUUUGGCUGUCUGAGUCGAGGCACGUCCCAUCUCGCCAUGUCCAUACCACGAGAUGUCUUCAUCCUCGGGGAGAGUCCCGUUGUCGAGUGUUUCGUGAACAACCACACAGCGUCUAUCGGUGUGCAACAAGUCACAGUUCAACUCGUUCAGAAGGUGACUGUUCGACAUCCCGAUGGAAACGAAGACGUCUGUGCACGGCCAGUCGCUGAGGCCAAGUGCCACGGUCCAAAGCAUGGCGAUAUGCUCGAAUGUCCUGUACAGCUUAACCUGAAUGAUCAGGUUAACUAUCCCACGACGACCGGGAGCUUCUUAAGCUGCACAUACAUGAUAGCGCUAGUGUGUGAGUACUCCACGUUUAUUAACCCCGUCAGCGUCGAGCUUCCCGUCACUAUCCUGCCACCAGCACGGACACCCAGUGCUGGAUUAACACUAACAGACCUGGCAGCGUCGAUGAUGUCGACUGCUUCUGAGGCUCACGGACCCAUCACGAUGCUCGAAUGA